Molecule: messenger RNA, 1563 nt
Organism: Epinephelus fuscoguttatus (brown-marbled grouper)
Lineage: Eukaryota; Metazoa; Chordata; Actinopteri; Perciformes; Serranidae
Exons: 8
Coding region: 1-1506 (501 amino acids)
Source: RefSeq, a predicted model, not a curated record
AUGAUCCCCACAAACCCAAGGAAGCGGUUCCCGAGGACAUUCACACCUUUUCCACGCUCCAUCUGGACUCAUCCGGACGCACCGCAAGACGACUUCGACCGUGUCUGCCAAAUCAUCUGGGUCCGAGCAAAGGAAACAGAGGAGGCGCUCCACAGAGGUCAAAGUUUAGCAGAGGGAGGGCCGAGUAAAGACCUCUGGGCUCCAGACAACACCACAAGUCAUCGGGCUGAGGAGCAGCAGCAGAGGACACAUGAUUCUGGACCGAGCACACGAUAUGAGAAGGACAAGCAGCAAGACCACACUGACUUCAUCCCUCCUUACCUUUAUCUCUCGGGCCGCAGACAUCCCUACGUUGCCAGGGCUGCAUGCGCACCAAACCUUGUGAUGGAAGAAGAGAUGACACAAAAUGACGAGGAAGUAAGGGAAGACACGGGAGAUAAACAAAGGAGUUUGGAAAAUUCCCCCAAGGAGAUUUGGGCUCCCCAAUCCAGCAGCAGAAGAGACAAACAGAGCUUUGCACCUAAACCUCAACCCCUAGUGACAAAUCCCACCUGCUCCGCCACUGAGGACCUCCCCCCACAGCUGCAGGAUGAGGAAGAUCCUCCACUUUUCUCUACACUAUAUAGGGAUAUAUGUGACAGUGAGGACGAGGAGAAUAAUAGUAGCAGCUCUGACUCCAGUGAUGAUGACUCAGAGAGUGAAAACAAUGGAUGCAAGGGAGCCCCAGCAGCAGCCCCAAUGCAGCAGGUGCCUUAUGACCCACUGGCUGACUUCCCUCCUCUGCCGCCCACAAGGAAACAUUUCGUAUCAGGUGUACUGCAUGAUGUGGAUCCCAAAGCCAAAGGUGCAAAGGGGAAAAGAGGGCUGACUCACUGGACAAGCCAACACCAAGAGAGCGGGGCUUCCCAUCAGAGCAGGAUGGAAAAUGUGCCCCAGGAGGUCUCCUCCAUCUGGGCGGAAGAUCAGAAAUCAGUGCUGGACCUUCAAACAUUUGGCUACACAGGCCAACGCAUCUCUACCACCAUCAGCUGUGAGGAGCUGAAGGCCAAAACCCAGCCGCCUCCUAGAGUUGUGGGUGCAAGUGGCGAAGACGUUACUGCCUGGUCGUGGGCUAGCGUUGCCAAGGCGGGCUUGAGGCAAGCAGCUGCCCCUCAGAAGAAAGCCAGACCUUUUACCUCUCCACAGAAAGUUACCAUUGACAGAACCAAAGUUGAGGGUGCAGAUGGCGUGGAUGUUACUGCCAGGUCCUGGGCUAGUGUUGCCGAGGCAGGCCUGAAAGUUGCCAUGGACAGAGCAACCGGUUCUUCUGCCACUCCGAACUUCUUCAAGAAAGUGACUUCUUCCUCUCAUGGACAGACAACCAUCCCGAUGUUUCACAGCCCUCGACCUUACAACCCAAACCGGUUUGUUAGACCUGGUUACGCUCCCAUCAAUCAGCAUUUUGGAGCCCAGGAGUAUCGAGCCAACUGUCCACCACGAUUCAGACGCCCCCCUUUCCCUCUCUAACAGGUCAGGGGUAACCCGUCUGAGCACAGCCACGUGUGACGACAGCCAGAGGGCCAC